AACAGCUUUUCGAAGGUCGUCGAGUCAUUGAAGUGGGCUCGAAUUGGCUUAUAUGAGUACAGUCGCCAGCGCCGCGACCGACGACGGCGGCUGGGGAUGCGCCGCAGCGCGCUGCUGCAACGCGGCCAUGUGGCUGCUCGCCGGCGGCGAUGGGACCCGACUUGGACGCCGUGGUCGUCGCGAUGCAUCAUUCGACGGCCGAUGCGUCGAGACUAUACUCGUUUACGCGAAUAGCUCGUUGAGCGGACUGGUCGUGCAUUGCAGUGCACACGGUGCCUGACGCCAGGUGGCGGCUACUCACGCUCAUCGCAGCCACGAGCCAUGGCCACGCAGCGCUCACUUUUGCUUCUUCCAAUUGCUGCGAUGUACGCGCCCUCGCUCCUCGCCCUCACCGCGCUCGCGAGCUCGGUCGCCGCCCAGGUCGACUGCACCAACUACGUGGUGACGUCCAAGAGCUCGUACGACACGACCUGCGACGGCUCGCAGGGUUCGCACGCGUGGCCCGUCGGCGUCGACGCGAGCUACUGCCACGGCUGGUCGGCUUCGGACGCGUCCGGCAACACGCAAAAGUACUCGGCCACGAACCUCCGCUGUAGCGCCGAGAACGACAUGUUCCUCUACACGCAGCACGACGGCACGACCGACUGCAGCUCGGUCGGCAACAACAUCAAGCAGCUCAACUUUACGCUGAGCUGCGCCAAGGAUGUGGCGAACCUGUACCAGACGGGGCUGGACUUUAGCUGCUGCAACCAGCGCGCGGCGGCCUUUGAUAGCUGCAAGCGCGCGCAGCCCGUCGUUUCGUGGCCGACGUCGCAGCCGCUGAGCAAGUUUCAGACGUUCGCCAACGGCCAGCUCUGCGCCGGCAGCGCCGACGAUACCAACUCGACGACGGCGCCCAAGACCAAGUCGACGGUGACGACGACCAAGCCCGUCGCGACGACGGCGGCGGUGGCCACGGCGGCCCCCAACAGCGCCAGCCUCGCCUCGAUCGCCGUCUCGGUCACGGCCGUGGCUGCGGUCGCGGCGCUUCUAUAAUCCCGCGCCUUCCCACUAGCUACACUUAUCACUAAUACUACGUUUCUGCCUCCUCUACCGACAGCUCAAUUGGCCUGCUGCGCGCCUCGCAGCCGGUUGCUUUGGGAGGGUGGGAGGGUGUGGGACUCGGUCGUCGUCGACUUUGCCAUGCUCCAGUGAGCUGUUCUCGUGUUGGAUCGUUUCUAUUAGUGCAAUAUCACUAGAAAUAUUGUGCAAUAUUAGUACUGUAC
This is a messenger RNA of Saprolegnia diclina VS20, 1265 nucleotides long. RefSeq lists its product as hypothetical. The transcript has a single exon. NCBI's taxonomy places the organism in Eukaryota, Oomycota, Saprolegniomycetes, Saprolegniales, Saprolegniaceae. The record is from RefSeq and is a predicted model, not a curated record. The coding region runs from base 322 to 1035 and encodes 237 amino acids.